CCGGCGAACCGAAGAGAAACUUUGAUCCUUGCGGGCCACCAUCCCGGAAGUAGAAUUUAAAGGAAGAAAGUACGGGGAUUGCUGGGGAUAAGUAAAUUCCUGAAGGCUCUGGGUGGGGAUUCUUAGAACUUUCUGUGGUAUGUGUUAACGAGGGGGCGACUCAGAGGACUUAGUCACCUCACGUAAAGGAGCUAGCUUCUCUGCUGAGCCUGACCAGUAUGUGUCGUAGGAUGAGCCUCGGGGCUUCUGGUAAGAGUCCAUCUGAGAAAGCCGGUCUGCGCUGUUCCUUGGUGGCGACGUUGGUUAUUAGAUGAGCUGAUUUUUUAGUGGUUUACCAUGGCCCAGCGGGCAGUGUGGCUCAUAAGUCACGAACCAAGAACUGCGCUUUGUGGCACCGUGAGAUUCUCCAGACGUUAUCCAACUGUUGAAAAACGAGCCAGAGUCUUCAAUGGAGCAAGUUAUGUGUCUAUUCCUGAAGAUGGCCCAUUUCUUAAAGCACUGCUCUUUGAACUUAGAUUAUUGGAUGAUGAUAAGGACUUCGUGGAGAGUCGUGACAGCUGUUCACGCAUCAAUAAAACAUCCAUUUAUGGACUCCCCAUAGGAGGUGAAGAACUCUGGCCAGUUGUUGCUUUUCUGAAGAGUGGCAUGAUAUAUGCUUGUGUUCCACUAGUCGAACAAACUCUAUCCCCUCGUCCGCCGUUAAUUAGCAUCAGUGGAAUUUCACAAGGUUUUGAACUUCUUUUUGGGAUACAGGAUUUUCUGUACUCAGGUCAAAAAAAUGACACUGAGCUGAGCACAAAAUUGAGCCAAUUGCCUGACUUGCUUCUACAGGCUUGUCCAUUUGGUACCAUAUUAGAUGCCAAUUUACAGAAUUCAUUGGAUAAUGUCCAUUUUGCUUCUGUGACUCAGCCACAGAAACAGCCAGCCUGGAAAGCUGGAACAUACAAAGGAAAACCCCAAGUUUCUAUUUCUAUUACUGAAAAGGUAAAAUCCAUGCAAUAUGAUAAACAGGAUAUAGCAGAUACGUGGCAAGUUGUUGGAACAGUCACUUGCAAGUGUGAUUUGGAAGGAAUCAUGCCAAAUGUUACCAUCAGCUUGAGUCUCCCCACCAAUGGAUCUCCACUUCAAGAUGUUUUAGUUCAUCCUUGUGUGACUUCUCUCGACUCUGCCAUAUUGACUUCUAGUAGCAUUGAUGCAAUGGAUGAUUCUGCAUUUAGUGGGCCUUACAAAUUUCCAUUCACUCCACCUUUAGAGUCAUUCAACUUAUGCUACUACACUUCCCAGGUCCCUGUCCCACCAAUUUUGGGUUUUUAUCAAGUGAAAGAAGAAGAAAUACAGCUAAGAAUAACAGUUAAUUUAAAACUUCAUGAAAGUGUGAAAAAUAAUUUUGAAUUCUGUGAAGCUCAUUUACCUUUUUACAAUAGAGGUCCAAUUACACAUUUGGAAUACAAAGUUAGUUUUGGCCAACUUGAAGUAUUUAGAGAGAAAAGCUUACUGGUCUGGAUUAUUGGCCAGAAGUUCCCAAAGUCAAUGGAAAUUAGUCUUUCUGGAACUGUAACUUUUGGAGCCAGGAGCCAUGAGAAGCAGCCAUUUGACCCAAUUUGUAUUGGAGGUACAGCAUAUUUAAAGCUUCAUUUUAGGAUCUUAGAUUAUACACUCACUGGGUGUUAUGCGGAUCAGCAUUCAGUUCAAGUUUUUGCAUCAGGAAAACCAAAAAUAAGUGCACACCGGAAACUAAUUUCUUCUGAUUAUUACAUCUGGAAUUCUAAAGCCCCUGCUCCAGUAACAUAUGGAUGAUUAUUACUGUAUUUUCUCAUGUUUAAAUGGAAUUUAUAUAAUAGUAACAUAGCUUAAAUGAAAUCACAAUUUUACUCUUACGUAAUGUUUUCAGCCUGAUAUAAUUUGAAAGAACAUUUUAAAGGCUAAUGUCUCCAAUUUUUUUACCCCUUGCUUUUAUGCCAAUAUAGGUCAGAACACAGAAAAGUAGUGAUUCACUCUGGCUUAUUUUAGACUAGUCCUGGGUCAUCCUGCCACUGUGUUCCUUUCUGCCCCUGUGGCAGACAUUGCUAAUCAAUCACAGCCCUUUUUCUAUAAUGAGCCUUCCUGGAUAAGAGUCAGGCUCCUUCUCAGUGGAGAGAUUCAGACAGCUGCUCCCAAUGGAAUGUAGAUAACAUGCAAGAUAAAAAUUAUUUGCUCUUCCAAACCUUGGUACUAAACUCCUAGUACCACAUGUUGUCACUGUGUUAGAAACAACUGUA
Messenger RNA from Propithecus coquereli (Coquerel's sifaka), 2258 nucleotides. It is a transcript of the gene AP5M1, whose product is annotated as adaptor-related protein complex 5, mu 1 subunit. Gene Ontology annotation, cellular component: AP-type membrane coat adaptor complex; cytosol; lysosome. The coding region runs from base 337 to 1797 and encodes 486 amino acids. The record is from RefSeq and is a predicted model, not a curated record. Gene Ontology annotation, biological process: endosomal transport. The transcript has 8 exons. NCBI's taxonomy places the organism in Eukaryota, Metazoa, Chordata, Mammalia, Primates, Indriidae.